UCAUUUUCCCCCAAAAAUGUCGAUGACAUUGUAGGGUGCCUAACUUCAAUUAAACAAUUGUGGAUUUUUUGGCUGAAUUUGUUGAUCACUUUCCUGUAAAUAUAAAUUUAGACUUUAGAAGUAACCCUUGACAUGGCCCAAAUAAAAAGUUCAGCUAGUUUGGAAAGAACAAGUAUACAUGAUAUGUUAAAAGAGACUCCACCUAAUGAUAACAGAAGUAAUGUUGUACCAGCUGUACAAACAAAUACAGUGUGUCCAUAUUCACGUUCCGUUCCAACUGGUUUGUCGUCCUGCACAAGUUCACCAGCAAUUUUAACACCAACAACUCCCACUCAAAAUGAUGAUUCCACUAUUCUUAAAACGUCGUCUAGAAUCGAGAAUCUCAAGAACUGGUCCAUAUCAACAUACAAAUGUACCAAGCAACUGAUGUUUGAGAAAUUAGGAAAAUCAUCAAGAACAGUUGAUGCAGAAUUGGAAUCUCAAAUAGAACAGUUGCGGGAAACUCAAAAAAAGUACUGCAAUAUCCUCCGUCUGGCUAGGGCUUUAACUAGUCAUUUUUACCACGUAGUCCAAACACAACACGAUUUAGGCGAGGCGUUCUCAGAAUUAGCUCAGAAAUCUCCAGAAUUACAAGAAGAAUUUUUAUAUAAUUCAGAAACACAACGAAAUCUGACGAAAAAUGGCGAAACGUUGUUAGGAGCGUUAAAUUUUUUUAUAUCUUCAGUAAACACGUUGUGUAAUAAAACAAUUGAGGAUACUUUACAAAGUAUUAGACAAUAUGAAGCUGCUAGGAUUGAGUAUGACGCCUACCGCACUGAUCUCGAAUCUAUGUCUACAAAACCUGAUGGUGCCAUUGGUUUGGAGGAAGCUCAACAAGGUUAUGAACUUCACAGGCAGCAGUUUAUGAAACUGAGGGCUGAAGUAACAAUCAAAAUGAAAUUUUUGGACGAAAAUAGAAUAAAAGUCAUGCACAAACAGCUGCUUUUGUUCCAUAAUGCUAUUUCAGCGUACUUUUCUGGGAACCAACAGGCUUUAGAAGCCACGUUGAAGCAGUUUAAUAUUAAAGUGAAGACACCAAAUUCCACGUACCCAUCAUGGUUGGAGCAGUAGUAUAGAUUGCACUUCAAUUUUAAUUAAUAUCUAGUCAUUUUUUUACUUAAUAUGUUACGCUUUGUUCUUUGAUUCCUAAUUUUCAUUCCACUAUUUUAACGAGAGUUGUAGUUUAUGCAAGCAAUGUAAUGUUACUCUUAAUACAUUUCUUUCAUAACGAACUAAUGGGUUUCCAAUUGAAACUACUUAUUUUAUUUAUGUUUUUAUUAUGAAGAUUUGCGUGUAAGAUACGGUAUUUUAUAAUAUUAUUUAACACACUACUGUACUUU
Molecule: messenger RNA, 1379 nt
Organism: Zophobas morio
Lineage: Eukaryota; Metazoa; Arthropoda; Insecta; Coleoptera; Tenebrionidae
Product: arfaptin-2-like
Exons: 4
Coding region: 133-1110 (325 amino acids)
Biological process (GO): intracellular protein transport; regulation of Arp2/3 complex-mediated actin nucleation
Cellular component (GO): trans-Golgi network membrane
Molecular function (GO): phospholipid binding; protein domain specific binding
Source: RefSeq, a predicted model, not a curated record